Molecule: messenger RNA, 4822 nt
Organism: Linum trigynum
Lineage: Eukaryota; Viridiplantae; Streptophyta; Magnoliopsida; Malpighiales; Linaceae
Source: the annotation of a GenBank genome assembly
GAACUCGGCGUUUAGCAGGAGAUGCAUGCUUUUCGACUUCCAGCCUAAAAUGAAAAUAGUGACAGUGUCACGUUCGUAAAUAGCUCUGAAUCCGCGGGGCAAUUUUCCGGUCAGCGAGAUUUCUUCUCUCUCCUUUUCUCAGAGCAGCAUUUGUCCUUUUCGUUCUUUGUUUAGCAUUUGCUGCUCUGCUUGCUUGGUCGCUUCUUCUCAUUAUUAAUUACCAGCUGUACCCUCUACUCCCACCUUUUCCCCCUGCUCUAGUUGCUGCUUCACGAACAUUUGAGACUGUAGCGAGAGAGAGACUGUGAGUCAGUGAGUGUGAGUGUGAGUGUGACCGAAGAAGAAGAAGAAGAAGAAGAAGAAGAAGGGGAGUGCGAGCUUUAGAUCUGAAGCAUAACUAACCUUCCCCGCAUAGCCCUACCACCAAGUACGAUCUGGGUAAGCAAUGGCUGCUUCUUUGCGUUUCUUGCUUGGGGUACCCAAUGUGGGUGGUUUUUGUUAAUUUUCUAGGUUUGUGGAGCUAGGAGAUAUCUGGUUUCGGAUCUGGAGCAUUUGGGUUGAGAUUGAUUUGGUAAAAUGCGGUAGUUGUUGCUGUUGCUGUGGGUGAAGAACGACUUGGGGGUGCAUUUCGGUUUCUGGGUUGCUUGCUUUGAUGCUUCCACUGUGGGGAAAGUUUGAUCCAUCUGGUUUAGCUUGUAGGAGGGGAUCUGUUGUUUAGUCCGAAAGUUGAGCACUUUUAUGGUAUUCUGGGAAUGAGAUGAUUUUGUGUUGUAGUUCUUGUUGCAGUUGAUUGAUUUUAAGGCUUGUGGUUGUGGGUUAGUCGCCGAUGAACUCAAGUCAUGAGUUUGUUAAUGCUACUAUUCCAGAUUGAGGCAAUUUAAUGAAGUGAAUUAGCUGUAUUAGUACUUUCCGUUGUAAUAGUGUAGGUGUCUUCAUUAGGCUCAAUCAACUUGACAACCCAAUUUUGGAACUUUCCGGUAGGUUGGUUGCUUGAUUUCCUUUCACUUGCCACUGUUUAUCUAGCAUAAAGAUAACAUAUAUCUGCAAUUCCAAUGCACUCUUGUUUGGGGCAUAAAUUUCUCAGAUACUGCUACGCAUCAUGGUGAGGCAUACGUUGGUUUGCUUAUUGCAAUGGCUUAAUGCUGAUAGUGACGACAUUAGCAGCAUUUGUCAAUUAUAAUGUGGUAAUGCGCUUUUGUCAAUGCCUGCGACCCAGAGGCUUGUAGCUGUCGGUUUUCCCAAGAUCUGUGCAGGUUGUGAUUGUAGUUUGAGUUGGAUCAUCAGAUUCUGUUAUAAUAUUUAAUUUUCUGCGAGUGCUCCUUAACCUUGGUUUGAUUUUCUUGGCUUAAACUUAACUUCCUUGGUUUGUAUCUUUAAUUUCCUGUUUAUGUUCUUGCUUCAUCCCAAUGAGAUUUUAGUAUGAUGUUUUCUGAAGAUGUCUGGCAAUGCAUUAUAGGUAAUUGGACUUGAAGUGAAUGGCAGUCACAGACACUCAGAACCCUUUAGUUGCAGAAACGACCUGUGGUACUUUGCUGCAGAAGCUUCAGGAAAUUUGGGAUGAGGUUGGCGAAACUGAUGAGGAGAGGGAUAAGAUGCUUCUCCAAAUAGAUCAAGAGUGCUUGGAUGUUUACAAGAAGAAAGUUGAACUGGCAGCAAAGUCAAGGGCACAGCUGCUACAAGCUCUGUCAGAUGCCAAAUUAGAGCUUUCAACUCUCUUAUCCUCCCUUGGGGAUAAAAGUUCUGUUGGAACUCCGGAGAAGACUUCUGGAACAAUCAAGGAGCAACUCGAAGCCAUAGCACCAGCACUUGAACAGUUGUGGAAACAGAAAGAAGAGAGAGUGAGGGAAUUCUCCGAUGUGCAGUCACAGAUACAAAAGAUUUGUGGAGACAUAUCUGGGAGCUUGAGUACUAAGGAGACUCCGGUAGUUGAUGAAUCUGAUCUAUCUUUGAAGAAGUUGGAUGAAUACAAUGCUCGCCUACAGGAACUUCAGAAGGAGAAGAGUGAGAGACUGCACAAGGUCCUUGAGUAUGUGAGCAGUGUACAUGAUCUCUGUGCUGUCCUUGGUUUGGACUUCUUUAGCACUGUAACUGAUGUUCAUCCCAGCUUGAACGAAUCUACUGGUGUUCAAUCCAAAAGCAUUAGCAAUGGUACAUUGGCAAGGUUAGCUAAGACAGUCCUGGAGCUCACGGAAGAUAAGAAGCAGAGGCUCCGCAAGCUUCAAGAGUUAGCGACUCAAUUGAUUGAUCUGUGGAACCUGAUGGAUACUCCGGACGACGAAAGGAAAUUGUUUGACCAUGUUACAUGCAACAUAUCGGCUUCAGUUGAUGAAGUGAACAUGCCUGGUGCUCUUGCUCUUGAUCUCAUUGAACAGGCUGAAAUUGAAGUUGAAAGGCUUGAUCAGCUAAAGUCUAGCAGGAUGAAAGAAAUAGCCUUCAAAAAGCAAUCAGAACUUGAAGAGAUCUUUGUUCAUGCUCAUAUAGAGAUUGAUCCUGAGGCUGCUCGAGAAAAAAUCAUGGCACGGUUAGAUGCCGGGAAUGUGGAGCCGGCUGAGUUACUAGCUGACAUGGAUAGUCAAAUUUCAAAAGCCAAAGAUGAAGCUCUUAGCAGAAAGGACAUUCUGGACAAGGUGGAGAAAUGGAUGUCUGCAUGUGAAGAAGAAAGUUGGCUUGAAGACUAUAAUCGGGAUGAUAACAGGUACAAUGCAAGCAGAGGUGCACACUUGAAUCUCAAGCGAGCAGAAAAAGCCAGAAUUGUAGUCAACAAAAUUCCAGCUCUGGUUGACACUUUGGUUGCCAAAACUCGGGCAUGGGAAGAGGAACAUGGCUUGCAAUUUACAUACGAUGGCGUUCCUCUACUUGCCAUGCUUGAUGAAUACGCCAUGCUUAGGCAGGAAAGAGAAGAGGAGAAGCGGAGGAUGAGAGAUCAGAAGAAGUACCACGAGCAGCAAAACACAGAGCAAGAAACCAUCUUCGGUUCGAGGCCUAGUCCAGCCCGACCAGCUGGACCCAAGAAGGUGGUUGGUCCAAGAGCAAACGGAGGGGGCUCAAACAAUGGAACUCCGAGCAGGAGGCUGUCUUUGAACACUUCUCAGAAUGGCAGCAGAUCAGGAAGUAGAGACAGAAGGGAGGCGAGGCUUUCUGCUCCUACUAAUUUCGUUGCGAUAUCAAAGGAGGAUGCUGCCUCCCAGGUCUCUGGUAUUGAACCGGUUCCUGCUUCACCGUAGGGGAGCCGAGGAGUAAGAUGUAGGCUUUACACCAUUUGCACAACAUCUAUGUUGUUAUUACUAGUAGGAAUUUGUUGUUGUAGUGGUAUAGAUAUGAAGGAGACAUGAUAAACUGGAGAGUUUAAGAUAGUACCUUGUGCCACCCUGUUCUGUGAAUUAUUAUUGCCAUUUGGAAGUUUUUCCUCUAGUCUGCUGCAAAUCUGUGUCGAGGAUUUCUUAUGCAUGUAUCCCAUUGCUCCACUCUGUUACGUUCCCAGCAACUAAUGUUCUAACCCAACUUGCAGCUGACCUAAGCUGUAAUCCCCUUGGUCUACCAUGAUCCAACUUUUGAUCUCAUAAGCAGGCUACAAUCAUGUCUCAAUCUUCAUAUAGGUGGGAGUUUGGUAUUCUCAUCCCUGUUCCCGAUCUUCUCUUAAUCCUUCCCCUACACAAAUAGGGGAGGGGGUGCAAAUUAGACAACGGUGUAAAUUAGGUAGUUGAUCCGUGUAUGCUAACUUAGACACUGGUUAAUUGACAUUCUUGUUAAACAAAGGAUCUAACUUGCCAGUUGAAUCAAGUCUUGACCGUAAUUGCUCGUCAAAAUUGUUGAAAACUUCUCGCUUUUAUCAGUUUAACAAGUGACUAAAUCGACCUUCUUCUCACUCUUUUUCCCGCAAACACUUUCUCUACUGGCUUUUCACCGUUAAUCUAGCUCAACAAAAUUCAAGCGGGUUAACCUUGACUCACUAUUUUGGCCAAAUCAGCAAUUCAUUGGAUGUAAGUUUGGUAUUCUCAUACCUAUUAUCGAGCUCUUCCCAAUCCUUCUCCUACACAAAUAGGAGAAGGGUGCAAAUUAGAUAGUAAGGGUCUAGGGGAGGGGUGUAAGUUGAUGUGUAAGUUGUUGUUUGAAGAGAAAAAGUCACGGGUGUUAAUAAAGUGAAAGUAAGUAAUUAUAGUAUUGCAAUAAGGCGCAGGUUAAAGUAUAAAACUUUGAGUUUUGUAGGCUUACAAAAUUCAAUCCAAUGGUUGUAAUUUGAGAAGGGAAGAUCUAAUGGUUCAUAUCAUAAAAGAGGUAAGGAGAGAAAUAAAGGAUUUAAGAGUAGUUUACCAGAUUUUCUGGACAGCUGAACGGAUUUUAGAUGAGACCGGCACAGGUACCCAAGCGGCUGUUAAGGCCAUUUUUUAAUCUCAUAUGAAAAUUCAACAGAGAUUAUAGCUCAUCCGUUUUACAUCAAUUUUCAUAAGUUAUUUUGAGACAUUAUGGUUUUUGCUCACUUUAAUCGUACCAAAAUACUAGAUGCAAAUGACACACAAAUACCACAUUUGAAAUGUGUUAAUAAGUGAUUUAUGCCUAAAUACUACACCACUAUCAAUCACCCAUCAAAACGACCCCUCCCACCAUUAAAUCUUUUACUUUAUCUCAUGGUUGUCACGCCGGCCGGCGUGCCACCGGUUGUACCGGGUUUAACCGGUACCGGUCAUAAAACCGGCGUGACACCACCGGUAUGACCGACAUGAUCAAUAUACGAAUCUCUAAGUAAAAUGCCCUUUUUAAGUGAAUUUAAUUGAUAAAAAUUAUUUUAUCAUUUGUUUUAUGAGUAUAAAAGUUCAAUAUUGAU